This is a messenger RNA of Homalodisca vitripennis (glassy-winged sharpshooter), 1964 nucleotides long. It is a transcript of the gene Cds, whose product is annotated as phosphatidate cytidylyltransferase, photoreceptor-specific. Gene Ontology annotation, molecular function: phosphatidate cytidylyltransferase activity. Gene Ontology annotation, cellular component: endoplasmic reticulum membrane. The coding region runs from base 176 to 1525 and encodes 449 amino acids. The transcript has 10 exons. Lineage: Eukaryota; Metazoa; Arthropoda; Insecta; Hemiptera; Cicadellidae. The record is from RefSeq and is a predicted model, not a curated record.
UUCUCUGGUUGGCUAGUGCUGGUGUGUGUUGUCUGCUAAGUUACAACCAAAUUUAUGGACGAUCAUGUCCGGAGUGAUGGAGCAUAAACAAAAACACAGUAAUAUUGUAUUAAAUUUUUAAACCGUCUAGAAUAAAGAACUUUGAAAUUAAUUUUUGAAAUUAUCUCCAAAUAUUAUGGCGGAUUUGCGGAAAAGGAAAGGCGAAACUGAAGAGGAAAAGUCAACUGAAAAGCUAACAGCCUCUGGAACAGAGAGUGACCAUAGAGAAGACGUUGACUCUGAAGAUGACAAAGUCUCUCAGGACUUAUCCAAGACUGUUCCCCAAGGCACAGACAAGGUUCCAGAAGUCUUGGAUACAGCACUCAAAGGACUAUCAGCAAAAUGGCGAAAUUGGGUGAUCCGAGGAAUAUUUACUUGGCUCAUGAUUGGAGCUUUUUGUCUCAUCAUCUACGGUGGACCACUAGCUCUCAUGGUCACUACUCUAAUCGUCCAAGUGAAAUGUUUUGAGGAGAUCAUCAACAUCGGCUAUACAGUGUAUCGUAUCCACGGACUACCAUGGUUCCGAUCUCUCUCUUGGUACUUCUUGAUUGCAUCCAACUACUUCUUUUAUGGAGAAAGCUUAGUUGACUACUUUGGAGUUGUCAUCAAUCGAACGGACUAUCUGAGGGUGCUGGUCACAUACCAUCGGUUCUUCUCAUUUUGCCUGUAUAUCGUCGGCUUUGUGUGGUUUGUGCUCUCUCUAGUCAACAAGUAUUACAUGAAGCAGUUUUCUCUGUUUGCCUGGACUCAUGUUGCUCUCCUCAUCGUAGUCACCCAGAGCUACCUAAUUAUACAGAACAUCUUUGAGGGACUUAUCUGGUUUAUUGUACCGGUUUCUAUGAUUGUUUGUAAUGACGUGUGGGCAUACCUGUUUGGCUUCUUCUUUGGACGGACACCAUUGAUCAAACUGUCACCAAAGAAGACCUGGGAAGGAUUUAUUGGUGGGGGGAUAGCAACAGUUAUAUUUGGUCUGUUGAUGUCGUACGUGUUGUGUCAGUACAAGUAUUUUGUAUGUCCUAUCGAGUUCAGUGAGAAACUGGGACGCAUGACAAUGGAAUGUGACCCCUCUCCACUGUUCCGGCCCCAGCAAUACACUCUGCCCGAGACACUAGGCAAUAUUGUGGCAUUGUUUGGCUACGAGGGAACUGUCAGCAUUUAUCCUUUCAUGCUCCAUUCACUGUCAAUGUCCCUCUUUAGCUCUGUCAUUGGACCAUUUGGCGGAUUUUUUGCUAGUGGCUUCAAAAGAGCUUUUAAAAUAAAGGACUUUGGUGAUGUGAUCCCAGGACAUGGAGGGAUUAUGGAUCGAUUUGACUGCCAAUAUCUCAUGGCUACCUUCGUAAAUGUGUAUAUCUCAUCCUUUAUCAGGACUGCAUCCCCCCAGAAGCUGCUUCAGCAGGUAUUUAGUUUGAAGCCAGAGCAACAGUUGCAGAUGUUCUACACUCUCAAGAGUGCUCUGGAAGAUCGAGGCAUCCUGACAGCACCUUAGACUCCUUCCAUCCACCAGCCCUUGGACUUGAACUUGGGUUGUCAGACAACCCAUCGUCUAGUCUUCAGUACCUCAGUUCAUUGUGCUGUUUGGAUUAUUUCAUACUUCUGAAAUGUCUGCUAAGAUGUUUAACCCUCUUAGCUCCUAGCCGCUGCAGAAAUGUUGUAGUUAAGGUCAGGGCUUGAUAUCACCAACGCCCAUAAAUGGAAAAAUGGUCUGUGUAUUUAAGCUUACUACACACUAACCGAGUUUGAGGAAACCCUAUCAACAACGUUCCCUUCUUGCAGUAGAAAUCAAUAAUCUAUUUUAUUUUAUUGAUCAAGAAAUAUAAAUUUUUAUGUUGGAAUAUUAUUGAUUGUACUGAAAUGUGGCACAAAUGUUUUCUUUUUACAUCGUAAACAUUGCACUUGGACUUUGCCAAUGGCUCUAUUGCUUUUAA